Myxocyprinus asiaticus (Chinese sucker) is the source of this 607-nucleotide messenger RNA. RefSeq names its product CD276 antigen homolog. The transcript has 3 exons. The coding region runs from base 137 to 607 and encodes 156 amino acids. Gene Ontology annotation, cellular component: external side of plasma membrane. The record is from RefSeq and is a predicted model, not a curated record. Lineage: Eukaryota; Metazoa; Chordata; Actinopteri; Cypriniformes; Catostomidae. Gene Ontology annotation, biological process: immune response; T cell costimulation; positive regulation of T cell proliferation.
UAGCGAGUCUCUCCAGCUUGUAGGUGGCGGUAAUGCUCUAUUUUAGUUUGAUAUUCAACAUUAUGAGAAGAAGUCCAACCCAUCUUUUAUUUACUGCAAAUCUUGCGAUUGAAAUUAAUAAAAUUGAGACACAAUUAUGGUCAGUCUUUGCAUCAUCUAUCUGUUUAUACUGCUAAUAUGCAAAGCAUCUCUGCAGGUGACAGUUGUGGGUUUUACUGGAGACUCCAUUGUUCUGCCGUGUUCUUCCAGUAACAAUGACCUUAAAAGAGAAGAAAUAACAGUGUAUUGGAGACACAACAGCAGCAGAAAUGUGUAUAACAUAAUCAACGGCAAAGAUUCAAUAGAAGGCCAGAACACGGCCUACAAGAACAGAGUUGAAACUUUUCCUGAGGAAUAUGUGAAAGGAAACUUCUCCCUCAAACUCAACAAUCUUCAAUACACUGAUGGAGGAAAGUACAUCUGUUAUAUCACAAAGGCGCUGCAGAAUCCGACCGUAGAGCUUCUUAUUAAAGGUGUGCAAAAUAUGAUUAACAAGUUGUUCAUUUGGGGGAAAAUAUCAAUUCAGAAUCUGAAUGCAGUUAAUGAUUUAGCAAACUGUUUUCUGUAA